Rosa chinensis is the source of this 882-nucleotide messenger RNA. RefSeq lists its product as uncharacterized. NCBI's taxonomy places the organism in Eukaryota, Viridiplantae, Streptophyta, Magnoliopsida, Rosales, Rosaceae. The transcript has a single exon. The record is from RefSeq and is a predicted model, not a curated record. Bases 1 to 882 code for a protein of 293 amino acids.
AUGAAACCACCCAGGAAAUUCCUAAAGAGCAAGCUUACACAACAGGAUACCAGUAGGCUCUGUACGUACCACGAAGAUGUCGGGCACAAUACCAACCUUUGCAUGGAGCUAAAGAACACGAUCGAGUUGCUUAUUCAAAAGGGCAAGCUUCAGCGGUACCUACUCGCUAAGGAUAUAGGAGCCAUCGACGUAUACGGACGGAUCCUCACGAUCCAUGGUGGAGGCCCGAAGGAUUUACCUCCACGGAGGAGGAAGCGAAGCUCUAAUUUCGGUCACCCUGAGGUUUUCAGUUUCCACAAGACCCCGCAGCAAGGAGGCGAGGCUAGAUGGAAAUCAAUCACCUUCUUGGAAGAGGAGGAAGCCAACCUUAAAAUGCCCCAUGAUGACCCCUUUUUUAUCACGCUCCAAAUCGACCACUACAUUACUUCUCGGGUACUCGUGGACACCGAGGCUUCUGUUAGUGUAUUAUUUUGUGAUGCAUACAAAGCCUUGAACAGGGGACGGGCCAAACUGUCACAGGAUAAUGAGCCCCUUAUCAGCUUUUCAACAGAUAUCGUCCAGCCACUAGGAUCAGAUUACUUAUCGAUCACGGUGGGAGAAAGUCCAAAUUGUUCAACAAUUAAAACAGAGUUCAUUGUGGUCGACUGUGUUUCGUCCUAUAAUGCUAUCUUGGGCCGGCCGACACUCUGGCGUUUAAAGACAUUCAUCGUAGGCCACAUGCUCAUGAUGAAAGUGCCAACCCCAGUAGGAAUAGCAACCAUACGGGGUAAUCAGGCUGCGGCAAGGCAGUGCUAUUCUUUAACGGUAUCUCGGGGUAAGGGAAAGUCAGAAAUGUUGCAUGUAGCUACCAACCUUCUUACGGACAGGUACGAGGACCCUUGA